AUGAUAAAACAUUUUUCUUCAUUUCAGAUGCCAAGGAACUGGACUAGAAAGACCUCUAAAGCGAGUUGGAAUGUAGACAACUUGCAGGCAGCUGCUGUACGCAUUAGAAAAGGAGUGUCAAUGCGCAAAGUUGCCGAGGAAACUGAAGCAAUCACAUCAACUAGCGGUAGGAAUGUUAUAGGACCGCAACCUUCCACAAGUGAUGAUAUUACAAAUUAUAAACCAAAUGAUAGUAUAAAUCAAGAGAACAAUAAAUCCAACAGUGAACCUCUAGCUGGCCUAGUUUCACAACUAACACUUCUACCUUGCAUUGGAAAAGGUAAAGGCAAGGGAAAAAGAACACAACAAUCAGAAAUUCUUACUGCCACGCCUUUGAAAACGGUUUUUAAAGAAAAAGAUAAGACACGAAAGAAAAAAGAAAAGCAUACAGGAGGCAAAGCCAUUAAGAAGAUAAAAGAAGUAAAAAAGAAGUUAUUUAAGUCAAGUUCGUCUGAAGAAUCGGCUGAUGAACAGGUUCUGUAUGAGAGUGGUGACAGUGACUUAGAAAAUAUUGAAAUCCCACUAAACAUCCAGAAAAACACUCAGAUAGAGCGUGAUCAGUCUGUGUGCACGAUAUGCCUCGAAGAGGGAAAAUCGAGAGAAAUCUGGUACCGUUGUCGUCUCUGUGCUGGAUGGGCCCAAGAGGCAUGUACAGUAUGUGAUGAUCCAAGUCGCUAUAGCUCUGAUUUUUGCAUUAAUUAA
Parnassius apollo (apollo) is the source of this 741-nucleotide messenger RNA. The record is from the annotation of a GenBank genome assembly. Lineage: Eukaryota; Metazoa; Arthropoda; Insecta; Lepidoptera; Papilionidae.